CUCCCAGACCAAUGAUACGCAGGAUUAAUCCAACGUGGUGAGCUUUCAUCUCGGCUAGAAGUAGACGCGUGAGUGUCGACGGGGAAGCAGCAGCUUAGAUUGAGAAGACUGUGGCUGUUAUUCGAUAAUGGAAGGAGACCACAGUGAAACCAGAGGUAAAGUGGGGGAUCAGGUUAUGCAGAACCCCCAGGCUUUGGCGGCGCUUCAAGACCGCCUCGACAACGUGUCACACACCCCUUCCACCAUUGAGAGCUUGCCCAAGUCAGUGAAGAGAAGAGUGAAUGCCUUAAAGCAGGUGCAGGUCCGCUGCGCACACCUAGAAGCCAAAUUCUACGAGGAGGUGCAUGAGCUGGAGAGAAAGUACGCCGCCCUCUACCAGCCGCUGUUUGAUAAGAGAAAGGAUGUGGUCUCGGGUGCAGUGGAGCCCACAGAUGAGGAGUGCGAGUGGCACAGUGACAGAGAGGAGGGGGAGGAGCUUGCAGACGAGCUGAAGAAAAAAGCCACAAUCGAGGAGAAGAAAGAGGAGCCAGCGGCAGAAGAGGACCCCAAGGGAAUCCCGGAGUUCUGGCUCACAAUCUUCAGGAAUGUAGACAUGCUUAGUGACCUGCUGCAGGAGCAUGAUGAGCCAAUCCUGAAGCACUUGCAAGAUAUCAAAGUGAAGUUUUCAGAGCCAGACCAGCCCAUGAGUUUUACAUUAGAGUUCCACUUUGAAACAAACAACUUCUUCAAAAACACCGUCCUGACGAAGGUUUACAAGAUGAAGUCUGAGCCUGACUCUGCUGACCCCUUCUCCUUCGAGGGCCCGGAGAUUGUGGACUGUGAAGGCUGUGACAUCGACUGGCACAAAGGGAAGGACGUUACGGUCAAGACCAUCAAGAAGAAGCAGAAACACAAGGGCCGUGGCACAGUGAGGACCAUCACCAAGCAAGUGCCCAAUGACUCCUUCUUCAACUUCUUCAACCCCAUCAAAGUUUCAUCUGAUGGAGAGAUGGAUGAGGACUCUGAGCUGACAUUAGCCACUGAUUUUGAGAUUGGCCACUUCUUCCGUGAGCGAGUGGUCCCCAGAGCUGUGCUGUACUUCACUGGGGAGGCCCUGGAGGACGAUGACAGCUUUGAAGAAGAGGAACUGGAAGAAGGGGAGGAAGAGGACAAUGAUGAGGAUGGUGAUGAAGAGGAGGGAGAUGAUGACCCCAAGGCAUAAAUCAUUCCCACCCCAUGCAUUUAUAGAAAGAAGAGCCCCAGCCAGCAGAGUGCAAGCAGCAGUAACAUGGGGAGCCCUCCACCACAAACUCCGAGACCCCAACAGCGACCAGACCAGCCUGCGGAGAGCCACUGCUCUCUCCUACAUGACUCUAACUGUUCCAACUGCAUGACCGCCACACCCUCUGUUCUUAUACUCCCCUUGUACAGCAAAGUUAAACCCUCACUCAAAAAUAAAAUAUAACCGUUACAUUUGACAUUGUAAAUAUAACUAUAAACAGAUUUAUCGUAACGCAAAACGGGAUGUAAUACACGCACCCCCUCGGGCCACUGUGUUCAGAGUUAAACUGCCGAGAACAAGCCGCCUCUUCCGGAAAGCUCUCUGUCACCACCACAUUCCAGAGGCCAAUGCAAAUCCAACACAGAGUGAGUCCAGCGUUCCACUUGACAUCAGGUUUCUCAGGGUUUUUUAUGCCAAGAAAAUAAUGCGUGGAAGUCCAGCACGGAACUGUUGAAAAGAACUUUGGGGGUUGCCUUCUUAGGUUUUCUUUUAUUUUAAAUGGAAAGAAAGUUAAGCUUUUUCAAACUUUUCUCUUAUUCAGAAGUUAUUUAUAUUAGGUUUGUUCUAGUUAAUUUUUUAUCUGGUUUGAACUAUGUAUUGGACUGUACUCUGUGUUACGGAGAUGAGUAACAGUCUCUGCUGUAAGAUCUAUACUGUGUGGAGGGGGGGGCGGAGGGUUAGCCUCUGGGAAGCCUCCCGCCUGCUGUCUACUGCCCAAGCGCUUGCUAGCGAAUUCAAAGUUUAUUGCCAAAUUUCUUUUUACUAGUGCUCUGUGUGGUGCUUUACUUUUACAUGUGGAAGAGGAGUUGUCAUGUGUGAAACACAAAGUAGAAAUGAAAUGUCACUCUUAAAAUUAAAAGUGAAACUGAAAUCA
Messenger RNA from Conger conger (European conger), 2135 nucleotides. Its product is annotated as nucleosome assembly protein 1-like 4. Gene Ontology annotation, cellular component: nucleus; chromatin. Gene Ontology annotation, biological process: nucleosome assembly. The record is from RefSeq and is a predicted model, not a curated record. NCBI's taxonomy places the organism in Eukaryota, Metazoa, Chordata, Actinopteri, Anguilliformes, Congridae. The transcript has 15 exons. Gene Ontology annotation, molecular function: histone binding; chromatin binding. The coding region runs from base 128 to 1201 and encodes 357 amino acids.